UUCUUUGGCUGCUAAUCCUUUUAAUGCCAGGUUUCACUCCACAUUUUUCAAACCUCCUGCUCAUACACAUCACACAAAAAGUUGUAUAACUUGAAUCCUCUGUGUUUAUAGGAGUUGGGACCUAUUCUUUUACAGUUUACUUCUCCUAGUGCAAGUGUUGAGUUAACGUAUUACAUGUGGAAGUUUUUCGUUGGAGCAAACAGUGUGCUAUAUUUGUGAAAAUGUUGCUCAAGUUAUUUAGCCAUUAAUUAUUUAUAAGGAUGUUAGAGAAUCGUGUGUGUUAGAAAAUGGCUUCAUGUAGAUGCUCUGCGUUAUGGCUUCAUGUAGAUUCUCUGUGUUAAUGUGCGAUAGUGCUGUAGGUUCAGAUCAUUUAUGGUGUCAAGUGGAAGGGGCUUCAUCUUUCUUAAAGCAGUCUACAUGCUGACCUGGUCAUUUGCAAAGUGAAAUGGAAAGCUGAAUGUUACUGGAUGAUUUGAGUGUUAAAAACUCACUAUUUGAUUGUACCAAGUUUCUCUGCUCUCCCUCCUUCCAAGGUUAUUUGAGACAGUAUGAAUGCUAAGGCGGUGGAGCUAGGCCAUUCUGGGUCCUCAUCUCCUACAAGGUGUAUUAGAGUUAUGCCAUGUUUCCAUCGAGUGGACCUGUUCGGUUUGGUACCCAGGGCUUUACCGUACCAACUGACUGUACCAUGAUGGAAGCGCAGCAUUAUAGUGAGGUUAGAGUUGAAGUAAAGACUAAGGACUUGCUGUUGUCAGCCUAAAUGCUCCAAUAGUGCUUCUCUCUCUUGCAUUUGGAGGGCAAAAUGGCCACUCAUCAUUCCUCCCAGCCUCUCUGACUGACUCACUCUGUAGCUCUGUGUCAUUCUCCAUAGUCAGGGUGUGACUAUGGAAAACCCCUGCCAGUGCUUACUGGUAAAGUCUGUGUGUGCUUUCCACUGUAACUCCAGCUCAGCUAAAAGCCUUUACAAUUUAACAACUCGGUGGGCCUUUUUUCACCACUGGGACGUGCCAGGUCCCCUGUAUUAACUUUGAGACUUUCCAUGUCCCCGGAAAAUGGAUGAGACGGUUCCUCUUUGCAGAACAAAAAGCAACGGGGAUCAAAUGAGAAACAAAACCAACAUACAUCUUGCACUUUUUUCAUCAUAUUUAAAAGCAAAAAAUCGAAAUAAAUACAGUCGUAUUAGUUGUAUCCACUCACUUACUCUUGCAUUCAAUUAGUUUUAUGUGCUCCAAAUCCAGACCGCAAUUUUCAUUUUUUAGAUUUUGCCCCAGGAAAAAAACAUCCACAGACAAUCAGGUUGAGACUGGUUAAGUUAGCACUAUACCAGUGAGUUAUCUCGAGGCAGUGUCUAGAUAGGCGAUCGUUUGCUGCUUGUUGAAACUACUGAAGCAACUGUUGAGGAUGCAGUGAGUCAUUUACUGCCACAUUACAGAAACCUCUACCAACAGCUACAGCAGGAGUUUAAGUAUGAACAAACUCUACACUCACAGCACUGACAAAAUGAGAUAUUUUCAACCUGGGAAAGCAGGAACUUGUUUUAUUCGGUUAUGAACUGAGGAUGCUGUAUAUUUGACAUAUACAAAAUGUGCUGUGGUUGACUCAUGACUUGAGUGCUGUACAACAGCAUUAUACUUUCACUACAAAUUGUACAGUGCUAGACCACCAUACAGAUCAAUAUCAUGAUGAUAAAAUAUAUUAUGAUCAAACCUCAGUGAUGACAUGCACCCUUCAGAGAGGCUUUCACUAACUGCUGUUCCCAUGUUUUUCCCAAGGAACGUGAGGACUAAAGUUUGAUCCAAGAUUUUUACUAAGUUAUGUCUUGUUAGUGGUGGCCGCUGAAGGAUUGAGUGACUCACCCAGAAGUCACGUGACACUGAUUCACCCCUGCACAUCAAGGUUGUUUGGACAUGUCAAAUCCCUGGCAUUGUGCUCACCCUCCACCCGUUGUUUCUUGGCCAUUGGUCUAUAAGCUGGUGGAGGCUCUGCAAGUACAUAUUGUAUUUUCUGUCUGCUGGGACACUAAGCCACCUUAAGGCUGCCUUUCAAUGAGAAAUGACAAGAUAAGGCUUUGAAGUGCAGGGCCUCCUGUCUAUCACACAGAGGGUUAACACUAAAAAGUAGAGUUGGCAAAAACUACAUACUAAAUGUUAACGUUGGUGGCAGGGCUACCAAAACGUCUGGUUACGUUACUCAACCAUUAGUGUACCAUAGAAAAUACACCUUCUUUUGGUGCAGUCUUUAUGUCAUAUCCAAACCAUGAUCGGAGCAUCCCCAUCACUCAUUUUGCCUUGUACAUGUGCAUAUGAAAACCUGUUCAUUUGAAAAACACUAGGUUAUUGUAUCUGGGACAGUGGAAGGAUGAUGUAGCUGAGCGUUUGAGGCUUACUGUGUCAUAUGUCUGUGUCUCCGGUUGUCGGGGGACAGGGGACUGGUGAUGUAGAAGCAGGAAGCAGGAAAAUCACUGAGCCACAUGCUAAUCUCUGUUGAUGGUCAGUUACUCUCUGCAUCACAUGACCACACGUCACCGUGUAUCCAGCUACUCUCUGCACUUAGUAAUUCACUCAGCAGUGAGCCAUUCAAACACAAACGGCUAUCAAACACACAUGUACACAGUCAUCAUAAUCUGGCUCGCUGCCUUUGAUUACCUAUACAGCUGCACUCUUGACUGCAUCUGUAGGGGUGACGCCGAUAUUUUCCCUACAUUUAAGAAGGAAAAAAGAAGGGCUGUUUGAAAACACUAAAAAAAGAAGCUCGGGACACUGCUGUGUCACUGUGGAGUGUAUGUCCGUGCUUACUGAAGGCUCCAUGAGGGUGCGAGGCAUACGAGUGCAAGGCCAUGAUGAGCUGGCCAUGAAGCUUUUGUUCUGGGAGCUGGAGCAACACCUGAAAAGGUAAAAUAAAGACAGGCAACCCACAGAGAGUUAGCUGCAUGGGCCAAUCACUACAGUAGCUGCACACAAAACUCUGCAUGGCUAUAUAGUCCUUUUUUUAUUCAGUCAUUUACUGCUCAGAGUUCAUUUAUAGUAAAUGGACACUGAACUGGUUCACUGGAUACACUUCAUAGUCAGAGAUUUAGAGAAUUAGAUUAAAUAUAGUAUAUAAUAAAUAAAUAGAAGUGUUGUUGCCAAAUUGUAGACAUGUUGGUACAAAGAAAUCACACAUUGUACACACAGUUUUCUAUGAAUUACAUUCCUAACAAAGAGAAGCAGAAAACGACAUUUGAUUCACUUGUUUUGUUAUGGUGCUAUAACUUGUGCUGGAUGUCAGUGAUUUCUUAAAGUGCAUUUCCUUGGAGCAUCAUCUAGCUUUAGCUGCUUGUGGCACCAAAUGUAGCUCAUCCCAGUCCUCUGUGUGUUUGUAAGAGAACGUGAUCACAUUAGAGCUUGAGUUGCUCUGGUUAUUUGGGUCUGGAUAAUGAGCUAAAUCCUCUCCCGUCAAAGAUGAGACCGGGCUGUGAGACUAUGGUUAAGCUGAUUUGCUUUUUCUUAAGCGCUGAAGUGUUCGGGAUCAGAGGUGAGCAGAGGGUGACUACAGUAUGCAGUAGGUUUCGCACAGGCAACUACGUAUGUUUGAGCGUCCCUUCAUCACACUGGUGCUUAAUAAGUUUGGCUGCAAUAACAAAAUUAGCCAUACCGUUUUAACACUGGCAUUUAAAUCAAUCUAAAGGUCUGUGCGCUACCUCCUAUGUAUUUUGUCAAUGACCUCCAGUAUAUGCUAUAGACCUUUUCUUCAUGCCUGCUCUCCCUUUUAUUUUGGAAGCAUAAACAUUGCCUGUUGGUCCAUGUUUCGCAGUGAUGUUAUUGUAAAUCUCAAAAAUUGAUAGCCCUGUCUUCAGCAGAAAAAGUAGGAUUUCUGUGUUUGUUUCCUUUAUGCUUAGGUAUGUGCAAGGUAGGUGUGAUCAGACAGGCGUGUAAUUUUGAGGAUUUUGGGCGUGCGUGGAAUGUGUGUGUGGAUUGUCCGAGAAUGCUGGGAGGUGUCUGUGGGAGAAGGUCUUGAUUACGCCAUGCUUGAGGUUGCAGUUGCAUAGAUGUGUCUGUGUGUGACUGUUCAGCAUGUUGAUACUCCCAACUUUUGCUGCAACCUUAUUGAUCUACCAUGACCUCCAUUGACUAAUAUAAUGAUUAUUACAGGAUUCUCUUUAAGCGGUUCUCAAUUUUGAGUCUGUGGACACACAGGGGAGCGCAGUUGUCAUUGUUUUGCAUUUACAAAUGUUGUCAUUUCGUUGGUGACAGCCAAGACGACACUUCUGUAGAAUAAAUGACUAUAAAAUAUACCUGUUUUACGUGACCUUAUUUUAGAAGUGGGAUGCUGGUGCUGCAGCACAGUGUGAUGGUGCUUGUGCCACUUUAUUCUUUCACAAAUAAAUUCUCAUUAUCUGUUACUAUAAAAUGUAAUGUGUUUUAGAUGAUUUAUUUAAAUGUUACAGGCUUGUAAUGUUGUUCUGGGGCUGCUUUCAUGAUUGUCUGUCAGCUUCACAGCUCUGCAGUACUACACAGGACCAUAGGAGGGCAGCAUAUGUAUGUGCUGAUGACACUAAUUUGAUAUAAAAAACCUUCUCGUUUGUAUCAUCUAAAAAUUUGUAAUUAUUAAUAUAGUUUAUAGAGUGCAUGGCUCAUGGUGAUUUAUGCAGCCCAUGUUAGUUUCAACCCUAUUAAAUGAUAUACUAUACUAUAUAUUGUGUAUUAAAUACAAGUAUGUUUUUACAAUUAAGGUGAAGUACUAUGUAUUUACUUUAAAAAAGAAAGAAAGAAUGACCAUUAACGUAAAUACCAGGAAGCAUAAUAUUACUAUUAUGCAUUUUUAAGUUAAGACAGGACUGUAAUUUUCUCCACAGACUACCAGGGCCAUAUUCUCUUUUUCUGAGCCUCUGUAGAAUGGUGGUGCAUUUAAAAAAAUAAAUAAAUAAUAAUAAUAAUAUUUUGGCAGAUGUUGCAUCUUACUUUGAGCCAUGCACAAAAACAUCCUCACUAAACCUGUAUUUUGGGGGCAGAUUAUAAAAUGGCCUCACAAGAUGACUCUAUUGGGGAAUUUCCCUGGGUUGGUUUUAACUGAUUGAUAGUUAACUGGUUUUAAUUAUUUGGGAAUGCCAAGUCACUGAAAUCCAACUAUUGUUUGUCACUAUCCUACCUUUUUCUGCUGAUUUCAGUGACAAUUUUGUAUUACUAAAUGUAAAUUCUUAACACACACACGCGGCAAGAUGACUCGGCAUUCCCUUCUGUUUUUGCUCUUUCAACACUGAAAUAGAUUUUACUGUUAUGACUGAAAAUGUUGUCAUUUAUUUAAAUUGCACAAUAACAACAGCAGGAGUUGAGCCACAGUAUUUUAUUAAAGGUUAGACGAGGUAAAACAAACGAUCCAAGUACAAAUAAAGCAUUAAAACGGUCACAUACAGUGAGGAUAGUAUGCGUGUGUUCAGAAUAACACAGGGAUUCCCUUUCCCUACGUUUCUGUGGAGACCGCAUUCUUAUCUGUUGUUGUGGCAGUAUUUUUUUCCAAAACACUUUGACAUGUCGACGGUGAGGCGCUGAAGAAUGGAGGACUCUUUUCUUUUCUUCUAUCCGGUUCUCCCCGGUUUCAUCCACCUCCUCUCCGCUCCCAGCAUAUUUUAUGUAAAACCAUGUCAGCUGAGGGCCAGGUGGGGGCGUUCCUGCAUAAAUCAUUCGAACUGCGCUGCUCUCCGCCAAUCAGCAGCCAGGCUGUCGCUGCGUCGCCGGAUAAAAUAUUCAGGUUUUCCGCCGAGCUGCGGAGUCUUUGCGGAGCGCCGACAUGAGCCAACCGUGGACCGUGAAUGUGUGUGUUUUUAUCCACUGCGGUGGCCCAGCGACUCUGUAACGGACACGGCACAGAGUAUACACGCGUGGACGUGUUGUCGCGGAGCCUGGGUGCUCGACUAAUACGACAUGAACAGCAUGAAUACGCCGUGUUACACCGUGGCCAUGGACCUAGGCGUCUGCCAGCUGAGAAAUUUCUCCAUCUCGUUUCUGUCGUCUCUCCUGAGCGCGGAUAGCUCGCAUGUUAAACUCGACAAAAGUUCAUCAGGAGCCAGUGUUGUUGCCAUAGACAACAAGAUAGAACAAGCAAUGGACCUGGUGAAAAGUCACCUGAUGUAUGCCGUGCGAGAGGAGGUGGAGGUGCUGAAGGAGCAGAUCAAAGAGCUGAUUGAGCGCAACUCCCAGCUGGAGCAGGAGAACACCCUGCUGAAGACGCUGGCCAGUCCAGAACAAAUGGCCCAGUUCCAGGCCCAAGUUCAGACUGGCUCUCCACCCGCUGCUCCCACAUCUGCCGCAGCAGGACCACCAAGCACCACCACGCUUGUGCAGCCCACCUCGCACAGCUCUGGCCCCUCGGCGUAGAGUGUGGUCCAUGCACACACCCACACACACGCAGAUGGACGGACUGACUGUUUCUGAGUUCUGCCAGAGCAGCAGGGCUGAGCCCCGCCUUCUCCAGCUGGAGGUUGCGCUGUCAAGACAAGAAUUUGCACAUAUUUAUCUCCCAGAAGGACUUGUGGGACGAGCAGCAAAGACGACGGUCUUUAGAUGCUGUGUUAGGGGUUGGUGUCACAACAGGAGGAAUCAUUGAACAUUUGCCAAAUUAACCUUGGACUUAUCGACUAGAAUGUCUUACCAAGUGAAAAAAAAAAACGGCGUAUCAGUGGCGACAUUAUACAUACCUAAAAAAAAAAAUCACUGUGCCUGUGUCUGGAUUUUAAGUGAUGUCGAUUUUAUUGAUGAUGGAGGAGCAGGAAGUGGAGGACUGUAUUGGCUGUUACAUUUUUGGCUGAAUGGUGUAAAUAAAAGUGGUUCUCUCUCACUCUCUCUAGAGCCCUAUGUUACAUGUUGAGAGAUCAUAGAGAUGGGCAGAGUAAAUCCUUCUCCGAGUGACAAAUGAAGAAUGUUAGCAGUUAUUAUCAUGACACAGUCCCCAUCUGGAAUGGGGGAGUCGGGUGGGAGGGGAGGGGAGGCUAUUUUGAACAACACUAGGCAGUGUUGGUGAUGUUACUUCAAAUGUGGGUGGUUGGGAUGAACUAAACAUGGUUUCUUAUGGAGAUGACGAUAUUCUAUUUUCAGUAUUUCACUUUCAAGCUUCUUGUUUUUUGCCCUUGACAGAGCUCAUUGUUGCUGUUUUCUCAACCCAGCAGUGGCAUGUGUAAUUUAAACCUUAUUUGAUGGGGUUGAGACACUGGGCUACGCUGCAUUUCUUUCCCUCUUACAGUUUGAUGGGCAGAAGAUGUAUAUUUCUGUAUAGUGUAAGUACUCUGUAAAAUAGUGAGGAGAGGGAGAAAAAUAACAGAUGCUAUCUAGGUCGCACAGAUUGAAGUGGGUAAGCGAGUGACGUGCAAAGUCUUGCCCAGUCUGUGUUGUCUAUUUUUAUUGCUGUAUUUUCAGGAUUGUGGAUCAACUGGAGUUUAGGUUAUUUGACUGACAACCAACAGCCAAACAGGCUGCUCAUAUCCCAACAGCAACUCUGACUGUAAAACUUUUCUUUUCUUUUUUUCUUCGCUCCUUUUCUUUGAGUAUUUGCACCUUUUUAUGAACUGUUUCUUUUCUUUCUUUUUUUUCUUUUUUUUUUCUAAAGUUUUGACAGUAAAUUACUUCUGGAUGAAAAGUAUCUUAAAACUCAACAUAAUACAAGCCAACUGUGGAGAAGUUUUUUCUUUCUUUUCUUUUACAUUCUGUGUAUCAGUUGUAUGCUCAUGUCCUGCGCAUGUUUCUGCAAAGACUGGAUAAGAUAUUGUAACAUACAUACUGCAAUUGCACUUGACAGCUGCACUUCACAACUUUCAAUAAACAUGCUUAAGGAAGAAUAA
Messenger RNA from Solea senegalensis (Senegalese sole), 7807 nucleotides. Its product is annotated as TSC22 domain family protein 1-like. NCBI's taxonomy places the organism in Eukaryota, Metazoa, Chordata, Actinopteri, Pleuronectiformes, Soleidae. Gene Ontology annotation, biological process: regulation of transcription by RNA polymerase II. The transcript is spliced from 3 exons. Bases 5898 to 6350 code for a protein of 150 amino acids. The record is from RefSeq and is a predicted model, not a curated record.